ACUUUGAGCAUGUGUAUAUAUAGUCUGUGUGUGGAAAAUAAAUGUAGUAUAUGAAUCAUUGCGAUAAUAUAUUUUGUGCAAUUAAAUGUUCAUUAACAUUUUUGCAGGGUUUUUUUAAUCAAUCUUACCUUAGUCUAGUCUAGUCAUUGGGGCAGCCAUCUUCAAUACAACAUUAUCCAUGUGAUUAUAGCAGGAUUUACAACACAAGCAGACUACAUCAAGAGAACAAGAAUUAAAACAUAUACAAGAAUUUGAGCAAAAACUUAAUAUGCAAGAAAACUAUGAAAUCAAAGUAAUGAGGAUGCAGAAAAAUUUAAUGAAAUUGCAAAUUAAUGAAUUGAAAUCUCAAGAAAAUGAAGAAAUACAUAGUAAUAUUGAAACAACAAAAAGUAAAGUUUCUUCAAAAGAAGAAAAUGAAUUUAAAAAUAAAUCACCAAAUGUGCAUAAAAACUAUACAGAAAAUAAUUCAGUAAAUAAUUUUAUUAGAACUAAAACUUACAAUAAUGGUUACAGGAAAACUGGAUAUGAGAAUCAUUACCUACACUCUAAACAAAGUUAUUUUGAAAGAGGUAGAAGAGGCCAGAGAGGUUCCAGAAUAGCUACAAGAGUUAAUAAUUAUCGUGGAAGAUACAGAGGAAGCAAUAGAGAAAGAUUUCCUAGUAGAAGAGAUAUGGAAGACAUGAAUUAUCGUCCAGGAUUCAAGAGAGAAAACCCCAGAGAUAUUAACAGUGAUGAUGGAUUAAUAAAUCGCCAGUCUGUUCUUGAAUUAGUUCCUGCAACUGAAGAAGAAGAAGAAGAAAUGCUUAGACAGGCAGUUCAGCUUAGUAAACAACAGAUGUUUAUUGAAAGACUUCAGAAAAAACAACUUGAAAAAGUUUUACAAAAUGAUAUAGGAAUUUCUGAAUCACUACCAAAUGUUGCAGAAGAUAAGAGAGAGAAACAAGAAAUUCAUCCUUCCAGUUCCAAUAACAGAGAUUUUAAUUUAUCUGAAAAUAAUAAUAAAUUUCAAAAACAGUUUAAAAACGAAGAUUCUCACAAUGAAUAUAAAAGUAAGUAUUUAGAAAAUGGGAACUGUUCUAGAAGCCCUAGAUCACCUAAUUCUUAUCCUUCAAACAGUAAAUACAGAAAUAAUUAUACUAAUAAUGUAAUUCAAAACCAUCAAAGAAAUAAUACUCGAAAACAUGUGGACGACACUACAAUUUCCAACAGAUUAUUUAUAAGUUCAAUAAGAUCCAUAAAACAAUCGAACGAAUCAAAAUCUUUCAAUUCGUCACUUAAAAUAUCUUCCUCAGAAAGGACAAAAUCAACACACAAAGACGAUUGGAAUAGUAUUGCAUCAAAAGAUUUGAAAACUAUGCUUCAUAUUGGUAGCACUAAUGAUGAUAAAAUAAAUUUUAAGAAAGAAGCAAAAUAUUUAAAUGAAAUAGAAUUUAGUACUACCUCAAAUUCCAACAAUGAAUCCUCAGGAAAAGAAUAUCAAAACACUAAAAGCGAAAAAGAAAUUAAAUAUGAUCAUUGGAAUAAGUAUAGAGAACAAAGAAAUUCAACAUAUCACUUUAAUAAAUAUAAUGCCAAUUUUUCUUGCAUAAGAGGCGGCAUGCACAGGAUGAGAAAUAAUCAGCGGCAUUAUGGAGCCAGAGGUGGCAGAAAUUAUCACUCGACGUAUUCAAACGCUAAUGAGUUGGAAUGGAAACCAUACAGUAAACAAGUCGAAGAGGGUAGGUUCGAUAAUGUUCCUCCAAGAUUUAAAAGAAUGAUGAAUAACAGAAAUGUUACAGAAAAAUAAACAGUUAUAUAUUACUUUACUGUGCUUAUUAUUAUUUACAUACAUAUUUGUUAUAUCAGUACAAAUUUCAAUGUACCGAAAGAAGAAUUUUUACUUUAGUUAAGGAGAUAGUUAUCAAAAGAAAAGUGGUGAUUAUUAUAUAAUCUAGUUUGCCAGCAUAAUAAUGCAUUUUGUUGUUGUUCUAUAUUAAUAUAAAUAAUUUUUUCAUUAGUGAGGUACUGAAAUCUGCAAUUAAAAGUUAAGAGUUUAUACUGUUUAAUAAAAUGUUUAUCAUUAAUAUAAAUAUUUCUUGCAGCAGUCUUUUCAGUUAGAUCUCUGCAG
Messenger RNA from Centruroides sculpturatus (bark scorpion), 2107 nucleotides. Its product is annotated as GATA zinc finger domain-containing protein 14-like. The record is from RefSeq and is a predicted model, not a curated record. Lineage: Eukaryota; Metazoa; Arthropoda; Arachnida; Scorpiones; Buthidae. Bases 269 to 1786 code for a protein of 505 amino acids. The transcript is spliced from 6 exons.